Messenger RNA from Bombyx mori (domestic silkworm), 6591 nucleotides. RefSeq names its product density-regulated protein homolog (gene DENR). Gene Ontology annotation, biological process: formation of translation preinitiation complex; translation reinitiation. The record is from RefSeq and is a predicted model, not a curated record. Lineage: Eukaryota; Metazoa; Arthropoda; Insecta; Lepidoptera; Bombycidae. Bases 5304 to 5858 code for a protein of 184 amino acids. Gene Ontology annotation, molecular function: mRNA binding; translation initiation factor activity. The transcript is spliced from 3 exons.
AAUUAAAAAAUAUUUAUAAGUUUGUAAUAAACAUUUUAUCUUGUAUAUACAAGAAAAUGUAUAAAUUGUAUAAAUGAUGUAUAUACAUCAUGUAGAAGUAAAUGUGUUGAAAAAAAGAAUCGUGAGGAUCUUUACGAAGCUCUAUUAUUCGGCAAUAAUUAUUGUAAACGUUUGGAUGAUUUGCAAUUGCCUCUAGAAAGUAUUUCGUCCAUUGGUUCAUUAUCAAUCCAUCUCAGAGGCUACUGCUGAUCUACAACUUCUUAGAGAUGCGUUGAUGCCAUUAAAUCGUAAGGUUGAACGAAGACCAGUUUCCAAUUACAGUACGGGAUGCCGCUUUUGUGACAACACACAUAGUUAGAAAAAAGUCCUUACGAAUCUUACCGGGCAUGUCUUUAGUUUCAUGUUUAGAAAGCACUUAUGCAGAUUAUUGACGAAAAUGGAUUUCAAUUUUAGACCCAAAGACUGGUAUCAGAAAGAUGUUUUUCUCUGUUAUCAAAGAAACUGUCUUUAGAAAUGUUGAGCAAAGUAAGGUCAUUAACUCUGCGUCCCGUAGCCAGCAACAUGGUUGUUGGUGUCCUUCAAGCUACAUUGAGGCGUGAUGUGGUGGCUGGGUUUGAAGAAAACCAGUUUAGAACUAUUCUCGGAUCUCAUGUGAAUGGGACUACACUUAGUAAAAUUGUAAUAAGUAGUUGAAUUUUGUUUAGCUAUUCCGAUGGCUUUUUUAAAAUAGCAAUUUUUAUUAGAGAGCUUGAGAAUGUUUGCUGUCCUACAUGUAUUUCGCCCACAGAAAGUCGACAGCGUUGCUUUAUGAUGCAGAAGGAUUGUUUUAUAGGCAAAAUUUUCUUUUUGGAAAAGAAGAAAGAAUUUGGCAACAUCUGCAGACUUAGGAUCAAUUUUAAAACUGUAGCACCAUAUGCACCAUCUUCUAGUUGCUGGUAAGUAUGCUGACAAAGUGGAUUGACACCAGCUAAUUUUCAAUAAAUCUUCUCCUUUUUAGACCAGUCUAUUAUUUGUACAACCUCCCCCCCCCCCUUUCUAAGCUUUCAGGGUUAAUGUUUAACCUGUGGAGGAGGCAGGUUUUGGAUUUCGUGCGAGUUAUCUAGCGUUCGGGAUCUGAGGGCUUGGAAACCCAAAUGCUUUCGCUCAGUCUGGGAACACUACCAGGUAGGUUCCCUAGACACUGUUGAAGUGAGUCCGUACUUUGGGGAGAAGGUUGAGAGGAGGAAUUCUCCAUGCUAGUUGCAUCCUCUACGGUCUGCUGAAGGUAUCCAAUCUUGGUCGGCGAAUGUGUUUAUAUCCGGAUGACCCCACUUUCGAAAAACUUUUGUGGUCACUUGUGGUAAAAAGUGCCAUUUCGCAGGUUGAUUUCCUCGUGAUAGCCUGUCGGCUAUGAUGUUGUAUCUCCCCGAGAGAUAAGCUGACAGUUAUCUUGAACUUAUCGCUUAGGUUUAAAAAUCGAAAGGUCAACGUUAGUGAAAUACUUCAAGAUUCAUUUUGAUUGUUACUACCAUUGCAAAUAGCUCUUUUGUGGGUGAGCCGUUUCUGUCGUUGAGCUGACCAUAGACAGGACGUUAAUAUUUUGUCUAAUUGUAACCCCUACCCAUGUCCGAAGCUUCCGUUACCAGGAAAUGGUUGGUUUUGGGUCUCGGCAAUGUUUGACAUGUGGCUCCGCGUCAGCACUGCAUUUGUAACCCCUACACAUGUCCGAAGCUUCCGUUGCCAGGAAAUGGUUGGUUUUGUGUAUCGGCAAUGUCUAACAUGUGGCUCCGCGUCAGCACUGCAUUUAAUUGUUAACACAUGCAGGAUGCCCUGUUUUUUACCCCUUUUCUUGAAACUUCGCAAGAAAAUUUGCAAGUCAGCAUAGAUUGAUGUAAUUCCGUCAGAGUUUGAGCUAGGAUGUUGUUGAGUGGCCACUUCAUUUCUCGCAAUUUUCCAUCGAAUCCCUAGACAUGUCAUCUCUUGAACCAGUGUACUAAUUGAUUUUUUGUAAGGCUGACUUGGCAGCCCAAAUAAUCCAAGAGCUUUACAGCUUAUGUGGCCUGAAGACUCAACUUGGACUUCUUUUGAUGGACCUGGUGGGAUUUGCGUAGGUGGGAUAACACUCAACAUCCCUUUGCACGCAAUGUUUCCGCGACCGAGCAUGCUAUGCAAGCAAAAAAGGUGUAUUUGUCUUCAUGGACCAAGAAAAAAUCGCGUAGGUAGGUUAACAUUUGACUUCCCUAUGUACGUAAGGUCUUCGCGACCGAGCAUGCUAUGGGAGCAAAAACGUUUAUUUGUCUUGGUGAAACAAGAUCAUGUCGUGUAAGUAAGCUAGCACUUCGAUUUUGCACGCAAUGCCUCCGCGACCGAGCAUGCUGUGGAAGCAAAAAGGUGUAUUUGUCUUCAAGGACCAAGAGAAAGUCGCGUAGGUACGUUAACAUUUGACUUCCCUAUGUACGCAAGGUCUCCGCGACCGAGCAUGCUAUGGGAACAAAAACGUUUAUUUGUCUUGGUGAAACAAGAUUAAGUCGUGUAGGUAAGCUAGCACUCGACUUUGCACGCAAUAUCUCCGCGACCGAGCGACCGAGCACCCUAUAUAAUGGAAAUUGACAUGCCAGCCCAGAUAAUCCAAAACCUUCACAGCUUCUGCAGCCUGAAGUUUCAACUUGGAUUUGUUUUGGUCGACCAAAAGGAAGUCGUCUAGGUAGACUAGCACUCUAGUUCCUUUUGCACGCAAGGUCUCUGCGACCCAGCAUGUUAUGGAAGCAAAAAAGGUUAAUCCAAAAGCUUCACAGCUUCUGCAGCCUGAAGUUUCAACUUGGAUUUGUCUUGGUCGACCAAAAAGGAAGUCGUCUAGUAGACACUAGCACUCGAGUUCCCUUUGCACGCAAGGUCUCUGCGACCCGCAUGUUAUAGAAGCAAAAAGGUGUGGCUCUGAAGCCAGAUCGAAGGGUAGGCAUGUCAUUUCAUACUAACUCAUAAGAAGGUACCGAUUCCUUCCUGGAGGUACUGAUACUGGUACCUUGGUACUGAUCCUCAAGAAGUAUCGACGAAAUUUUGCGACUGAUACUAGAAAAAUAUUCCUGAGAAAUGUUCAAUUCUAUCAUCCAGUCCCCUGGGUGGAGAAAGUUUGGUACCUAGGUGUCCGAAAAAGGUGUUUUAUCUUUACGACCUUGUUCAACUCUCGAAGAUCGAAAAUUGGACGCAUUGAUCCGUCGCUUUUCUUCCGCAGAAAAUUUUUUUUUUUUUUUUUUUUUUUUUACGGUAUUUGGUAACCAUACAUGGUUUACAAAUUAUUACAAUUUUGGUGGCACUCAGUGCCUCCCGUCGGUGUCUUCAAUUGCCCCCCUCUGGAUUGUGCCAGAUGUUACGGACUAUGAUUGUUUAUAAUGUUUGGCUUACCUUUUGUACGAGAUCGUGACAAAUAGGGUUGUAGCCCUCCGAGGGACUGAAUAGAUUUCAAUUUACUAUUAUCAAACAAAAAUUCCUCAAUGAGUGGUGCGUUGGCAACAGGAUACUUUGUUAGAGACCACGGAAAUUAAACUUUGACGUCUUAUUUCUAUACAUACGGCCCUUUUUUCCGUAUACAAUUUAAAACGCUUUUUACGGGUAGCUUGUACGACGGAGACGAUUUGUCAAAGUUUUCAGUAAUUAUGUUACAAAGAUUAUUAGUUUAAAUCUGUUGUGUUUUUGUCAAAAUUUCCGUAUUGACGAGAUCAAUUUGUUUACAACAAUUUUCGUUACGUUCAAUUGUUACACACAGUUGAUGCAUUAUUAGAUUUACAACGUCACUGACCUGGUGGGAUAACGAGCCGAUUCGAAGAUCGACCGUUACCUUUGAAUCCCGUCGUUUCUUACGCAGAGACUCCUUUUGUUCUUUUUCGCUUGACGAGCUGUUCGAACGCGAGGCGUCUCCAUCGCGUCUCGCCUGGACAUCUUCCCUCUCGGAAAUUAUGGAGCUUGACUCAACAUCACCUCCAACAGAUGACGCGUGAUUCAUGGCGUCCGAUGAUAGGAUUGGUAAAUAAUACUCGUAAUGAUUGCAAAAUAACACUCAUAGAAACACAAAAUAAAUAUUUUUUGCAAUUAAUAAGAAGUCGAAUAAAUAUUUGUGGACUUGCGACUUCACAGUACGAAAGUACACAACGCUAUGAAGAUCAAAGAUGGCUGCGCUCCCUUUAUACUUGCUGGCAGCACCUAGCGGCUAAAGAUGGAACUAAAUUGACUGUCUAUGGUUGGACAUAGACAAGGAAUCUAAGCUAAGUACACACUGCUUCUUCAUAAUACAAUGCUGUAUGUUUUAUAAUACAAUGCUGUAUGUUUUCCAAAGGCACAUCAAUACUCUGCUUUCUAUAGCGGGCUUCGUGAACGAGCAAGGUCACAGAUAUUCACUAGGAAUUAAGUGAGUAGCUAAGAAUGUUUGAUGACAGGAUCUCUGUUGAUUUACCUAAAACAAAAAAUUGAAGCAGGAAAAAACUUUGAAAAAGGCACAAAUUAUUCAAUGCCCACGCAGCCUUUUAUUCCUCCAUCUGAAACUUCGGUAGUAUAUUUCACACCAUCCGGCUUGGGUCCCGGAAGGCGCCGAAUGUUAGUCGGAUCGUUUUAAGGGUCGCUCUCUUUAUCUACUGUAUUCAUGGAUGUGGGUAUUGUUUUGUGAAUUUAGUCUUGGUUGGUUGCCAUGUCUUUUGAGAUCAGCCUUUUAAAGGUGAAUAAGACCUCUCAGUCGCUGGUUACCACUUCAUGGACGCUAAGUCGCUAGGUAAUGUCACCACCGUCUGAUAUUCGUCGUUGACAUUUUACUGUAGGUAUGCUUUUUUCUGACUACGCUUGCUUUUAUAUAUCCGGGCUUAGGACUGCCAAUGGUGGAGUUUUAUUUGUAAUGUAAGUUUUAUUAAGUAAAGAACAUUAAUUAAUUUAAAGUUAUUAUAUUUAAAAGAUAUAUAUAUUUACUCAUUCAUAGAAAGAUUCGCCAGACCUCAAUGCUGUGUUCAUUGGAAACAAAAUUAUCUACAGCUUUUGAAAAUAUGUUUAAUUAUCAAUAACGUACUAGGUAGGAAAUAUGUACCUACGGAGGUUGCCUGUCCCUGUAAAAAUGCCAAACUUCGGAAAUAUUAUAUAAUCUAUGCUUCGGAACGUCAAUGUGACUUUGAAAAUAGUAUAAAUUUUGAAAGCUUAAAAUAGAUGAAAAGAAAAAAGUCAAAUGAAAUUCUGCCUAGCGAAUAGCAAUAAAAGAAAUAGAAGUUUUUGAUUUCAUUGUUCAUUACUAUAUUUUGAAUAAUUAGAGUAAAGUAAUGAAAUCGUAAACGUCAUUCUAAUCAAUUGUAAUGGCUGAUAGAGAUCUAUCAAUGGGUCCUCGAGAAGGGGUUACAUACCCAAUAAAGGUUCAAUACUGUGGAAACUGUUCCAUGCCCAUAGAAUAUUGUGAAUAUUAUCCAGAAUACGAUAAAUGUAAACAAUGGCUGGAGAAGAAUCUUCCGACAGAAUUCGAGAAAGUAAAAUUAGACGAAAAAGAAAAUACCGGGGGUGAAGAAGAAAAAAAACGCCAGAAGCGUGGUGGCAAGGGUAUGUUAAAAUCCAAGAAGAAAGAAGAUGUUCCCAAGUUAGUGCAGGUAUCUCGUGCUCCUCGGGGCAAGAAGAAAUCAGUCACAGUCGUGUCUGGAUUGAGCACUUUUGAUAUUGAUCUAAAAGUAGCAGCAAAAUUUUUUGGCACAAAAUUUGCUUGUGGAUCUUCAGUCACAGGAGAUGAUGAGAUAGUAAUUCAGGGUGAUGUUAAAGAUGAUCUUUUUGAUAUCAUACCUGAAAAGUGGCCAGAAGUGAGUGAAAAAUUCUUUUUGUACAGUUUUUACAUUAUUCAUUUGACUUGCUCUGGGUUCCAAUAGUCUAGAAUGCAAGCUUUGUAAUUGUAUAAUGUUGUCAAAGAUUGAAAGGGAAAACUAUUUCAAUUAUGGCCUGUAAUAAUUUUUGACUGCUAGUUACCCAAUCAAGCUGUUUUAUGUAACAAUGUGAACUGCUUUUUUAACAUCUUCUACACCAUCAUUAUUGAUAAUAUAAUUAAGAUAAUCUUUAGUAACUUUACAAAAUGUCUAUGAAACUGGUUUCAUAGACAUUUUGUAGCCUAAAUAAAUAAUUCGCUUUAAAAAAAUAAAACAUCUAUUUUACAGAUUGAUGAAGACAGUAUUGAAGAUCUUGGUGAUCAAAAAAGGUAGUGUCCCCUACACUAAAAGAAGAUUACACCAGGAUAAUACAUUAUUUCUCUUUAUAAUGUUAAAAAUUGUCAUUUCAAAAUAAUAGUACUACAAUUUAUUUUUGAUCUACCUCAUUUUUGGCAAGUAUAUUGUUAUUUUUCUAGAAAACAAAAAGAGUCUUUAAUUUCUAAUGUCGAUGAGUUUUUUGCAGAUAUUGAAUAUCUGUAAAGAAUUUUAAUUUAUUACUGUAUCUACGGCCAACAAAAAAAAUUGUUAAAGCAAACCACUUACUCCUUUCAUGUUUGUUACAACAGUUUACCUAAUCAAGCCAUGUCUUUUGCACACAAUUUUACAAUAAAACAAGAAUUGUCAUCAUAAACUUAUUUUAUUAAGCAUUUGUACUGAUAAAGUGUCCGAAUACCUUAAA